Puma concolor (puma) is the source of this 4848-nucleotide messenger RNA. NCBI's taxonomy places the organism in Eukaryota, Metazoa, Chordata, Mammalia, Carnivora, Felidae. The record is from RefSeq and is a predicted model, not a curated record.
AUGAUGGAAAACAACAAUGAUGAUGAAGCAAAGCUGGAAGAAGAAAUAGAAGCUGAAUUGGAUAAAAUCAGCAUUUCUUCAUUGGAAAAAGAUGAUGAUAGUGAUUCAAAAUCAGAAACCCAGAGUGUUGAUAGUGAUACAGAUGUGGAUGAGUUACCUGAGUCAGUUCUUCACUGUAUUGACAUCAUAAAGAAUAAGAGUAAAACUGUUGAAGAGCUCAUUCUUCAGGACUUGGAAGAUACAGAGGUUUUAAACUAUAGUUAUGGAGUGGUUUCUAAUAAUCAUAUGCAUUUAAAGAUAGAAUUAUCAACUGAACAUAAAGAAAAUCCGGAACAAUUAAUAAAGAUGUUAUCUGAAAUAGAAAAAGAAGAAUUUCUGAGGAGUAAAACCCAUUGUAGCAGUCCUGAUUCUAUUCCAGAGCCUGGUCCUCAUGAUUUGCCUGUAGAUGAACAUGUUUUGUCAGCGUUUUAUGCCAGUAAAAUUUUGAUUGUUGACCAUUUCUCUUUUCCUUGUCUUCAAUCGGACCAUGCUGCCUUGAUUCUCUUCUUACGUCAAGAACAGGACAAGAUGAAUGAUGAACUCCAUAAAGAAGAGAAAAUAUGGAAAGAGAAAUUUAAACAGCAUGAGGAGUUUAUUAAAAAGUUGCAUCUACAAAUAGAAGAAGAAAGAACAAGAUUUAAAGAUCUGCAAGAAAAAGAAAAAAUGCGUUUGUUAAAACUGCAUCAUAAUGCAGCUGUAAAAAUUCAAGCUAAAUAUAAAGCAUUUGUGGUCUACCAAAAAUAUGGUCCAAUCAUAAAAGAACAAAUAGAAAGUAAGAAAAGGGAAGCACAAGAGUGGAAAGAAAAAGAAGCAAAAAUACGACAGAUGGAAGAAGAAAAACGAAAGAGAUUGGAGGAAGAACAAAAGAUUGAAGAAGAGAUAAAAAAGCAGAAGCAAGAGGAAAGGGAGAGGAGAGAAAUAGAAUAUGAAGAAAAAAAGAACAUCGUGAGAAGAGAAAAAGAGCAACUAUUAAACAAAGAAAAAUUAAGAUUAAGAGGAGAUGCAAGCAGACAAUUAAUGAUAAGUAGAGCAUUAAAGAAAGGUGAAUAUAAUGCAAAACAUUUAACUGUUGAAGAUACAUCAAAGAAUAAGGAUGAUAUAGCCAAAAAGGUAGGGGAGGAAAAGUCAAAGGAGUGGGAAGAUGUUCCCCUCUGGCUAGUUGAACAAUCAACUAAGAGAAAAAAUCUAGGUAGACAGCUUGUAUUAAAAGAGCCAAUACAAGUGCAAUGGAAAGAUUCUAUACCAAACCAGGUGAUUUUGGCCGAAAUUGAAAUGGAAGUAAAAAAUGAAAACCUAGCAAAACAACAAUAUUCCACAAAAAUCAUCAAGCAAGAAAGAAAAUGUGAAGAUGUAGACAAAAAAACCGAAUUGGAAUACCCAGGUCUGAAAGAAAACGUGAAUGAACAGUUUCAUCUGCAAGAAUUAAAGUCUCAAAUGCAAAAAGGGGAACAUGUGAAACCUGCCAUAAAUGAAAAUGUGAGACAAGACACCCAAACAAUAAUAUUAGGACAUAGUCAAGGAAUUAACAAGGUGAAAAACAAUGAAGCACAGAAAAUAAUCAAAGAUAAUCAACAGAAUAAGGUACAAAAAGUAGAAAAAGAAGAGAUAUCAGAACAGAAUGGACCACUAUAUGAAGAGAAUAAUAUUUUAGUAAUUUCAGUGAAGCAACAACCACUAAAAUUAGAAAAUCCUAAAGAUAUAGGGGAAAAUGUAAUACUACAAGAACAAGAAGUUGAUUUCAUUUCUAAAGAAACUGAGGAGAACCGAGAAGGCAAUACUCUGAAUAGUGAUGUGAUUUUUAACAGCAGUGAUUCCAUGAUAAAUAUAGAAAACAAAAUAAAUGAGCAAGAUUAUACUUUAGGAAGAAAUGCUCUUUGUGAAGAUUUGGGAGGUUUUGAUGCAAAAAAUUCCUUAGUUUUUAAAGAAGUAAACUCUCUUAAGUCUCAAAUUAAAGAAACCGCAGAAGAAUGUCAUAAUAGAGCUGAAUGUGAAAAUAUUGUGACCUGUACUUUGCCAAAGUCAACACUUCUAUCUUCUAUUGAAGAAAAGAGGCUAGCUUGGAUAAAAUCAUUUAAACCUUGGUUUGAAAUUUUCAAGCAAAAUCAACAAAAGGAAAUUGUUAGGACAAAGAGAUCUGUAAAAUGCCCAGCCAACACGAUGCCUCCUUUGAAUACACUAGAAAUUCUUCAGUGUGGCCCUUGGAAUACUUUACAGCAGGUUACAACAGUUACAUUUCAAGAUUUGCCAGGUUGUAGUCUUUCCACACUGGCAGAGUGUCCAAAUCUUCAAUUUCUGUCUCUUCGACGCUGUGGAUUAACUUCUUUGCACAGCCUGAGUAACUGCAAAAAGCUGAAGCACAUUGAUGCACAGGAAAACCAUAUUGAGUCUAUCAAUUGUGAAAAUUUGGAAAAUCUCUGUGUUGUUCUUCUUAAUAAAAAUCAACUGACUUCUUUUCAUGGUUUGGAUGGCUGCACUAAUAUCCAAAAUCUUGAACUUUCACAUAAUAAAAUCACUCGAAUUGGUGGUUUAGAAUCUUUGAAAAAUCUUCAGCAACUAAUUGUGGACCACAAUCAGUUAAUUAGCACAAAAGGCCUUUGUGAUACUCCUACCAUUAUAUACCUGGAUUGCUCACAUAAUCAUCUUACUAAAGUUGAAGGUAUUGAAAAGUGUGGAUUACUCCAAAUACUGAAGUUACAGGGAAAUUAUCUAAGUGAGCUUCCAUCCUUGGAGAAUCAUGUUCUACUAAGAGAAUUGCACUUGGAUGAUAAUAGCAUUUCAACUGUGGAAGCACUUUCUUCAUAUUGGUUGCCUUUACUACAAAACCUGACUAUCUCUCAAAACAGCUUGACAAAAAUCAUACCGCUUUUUCAUUUUGUUUCUUUGGAAAAACUAGAUGUCAGCAACAAUUGUCUUUCUGAUCUUACAAGUGCCAUUAAGUGGUUUAAUGCAUGUUAUUCUCUCCACGAAUUGUCUCUCACUGGAAACCCACUUCUUCAAGAAGUAAACUGGAGGCAUUCUCUACUUAAAGUGUUACCGGCUCUAAGAAUCCUCAAUGGUGAAAUGAUAAAUUCUUGUUCAGAAAGGCAGACUGAAGAAUACUAUCAACCAGAAUUAGGACGUUUCUUGGUACUUUGUCAGUCCCAGAUUCAAGAAUUCAACUUACUAAUUGAAAAGUAUAUUACUGUGAAAGGAAAUUUGGUCACCUUGGAUGCUGCAGAAAAUCUCUGCCAUUAUUUUAAGAAAUUAAUGACACUUAGUAAUGAAUGCCGAUAUUCACAUGAACGCUGGGAUGCACGUAUCACCCAGAGAGAAGAAUCAGAAGUCCAGCAAAAUCAUUUAGCUACAGAUAGUGAUAGCAUCCUGCAAAAUAGAGUUCUCCAGUCUUGUGCAGACAGGUAUAAACUGGCAUCACCAGAUAUUUCUGAGAAAUGGAUGAAUUCUGACUCUAGUCAUUCUACAUCAACCAAAUCCUCUCUAUGUGAAGAUACGGAAGGAAGAAAUCAGGGAGAAAUAGCAGACCAGAAGAGAGAAGACAGCAAAUUAAACAGUAUCCCCACUAAAAGAAUCCCAUUUGUGGAAACAGUAAUGACAAGUUCUCUGCUGAGGAAUUGCCAAAAUAUUGGACACCGUAAUAAAAUUAUGGCAGCUUUGGUAAUCCAGGCACACUGGCGUGGUUACAUGGUACGCAGACAGAUUCAUUUCUCUACAAGGCUACCUACUGCUGCAGUAGGACCCCUGACAUUCCAACCCAAUGACUGCAUCAAGAAUAAAACUAUUUUAAAGGAAGAAAAAAGGGAAAACACCGUGAAUAUCCAAGAACAGAGGGAAAAGGCUGCUAUUCUUAUACAGGCAGUUUGGAAGGGCUUCCUUUUGCGAAAGAAACUGACAACAGCUUUAGAGGCUAUUAAGAAUGAAGAAUCUGAAGAAGAAUAUGAAGAAAUAAAUUUGGAGGAUUUUACAUUUGAUGAAGCUGCCUUAGAGAAAGAAUGGCUAGCUUUAGAUUCCGCCCGCUUCCCUUCACAAACACUGCUUCUCCCGAACCAGCUGCUCUGGCCAAAGUUCUGUGGAACCUUAAAAUAUGAUGAUACUUCACUGAAUUUACCAAGCCAUCCAGCUCAAGCGUGGCUAUGUAAUGAGAAAGAAAAUUUGUUUUCAUCAGAACACUCACAGUUUAAUAGCAGACCAGAACACAGAACUUUGUCCUGGACACCUGAAUCAAAGAUCAGCAGAAAGAGUUCGCUAAAAUCUGAAAAAGAAGAAAAAAUUUCGAAAGAAUGGGGCUUUAAGGACAUUGCUACUGCUCAGCAAAUGUUGAAGAGAGCACAGAAGAUGAAAUCAAAGAAAUUAAGGAAAAAAUUAGAUCCCACUGUUUGCCUAGAAUUAUUCAAAAACAAUGAAAGUAAAGUUUCUGUUACAAAAUCACCAAAGAAGGCACAGCCCAGAAGAGAUGAUCACUUUGAAGGUAUGGAAGAAGAAUUUAUCUACAAGGAUGCCACUGCAAAUGAAAAAUUAGAAAGGAGUAAAGAAUACACAUACCAAUGGCUUCACACACAGGUUGGGAUUCAUGAAACAACUUGUUCCAGAAAUAUGAAAUGCAAACACUUCUUGCCUGAGUUAGAUCCAGAUAUACUUAACGGUGGAAGAGUUCAGCUUGUGGCAAGACUUGUAAGCAGAGAAGACACGGAUUUAGACCUUUUUUCCAUGACCAGUGGAAGUGCUUUGUCUGUAAAGAGAGAAAAAAAAAAUCAGGCACACAGACACUCAGCGGGAUCUUCAAGUAAGUUGUGGUUUCCUUCAGAAUUAAUUUAG